Messenger RNA from Branchiostoma floridae (Florida lancelet), 1052 nucleotides. RefSeq lists its product as uncharacterized. The record is from RefSeq and is a predicted model, not a curated record. Bases 45 to 917 code for a protein of 290 amino acids. NCBI's taxonomy places the organism in Eukaryota, Metazoa, Chordata, Leptocardii, Amphioxiformes, Branchiostomatidae. Gene Ontology annotation, molecular function: S-adenosylmethionine-dependent methyltransferase activity. The transcript is spliced from 7 exons.
AUAACUUCUGCCCCACCCAAAUCUUCAACGGCUUUCCAGACACCAUGAGUGCUACAAAAGAACAGCAUAGCGAUGCCGCCAGGGACAUGUGGGAAACCACGAACGACGACUACGAGAAGUUUCGGCCGUCCCAUGACAAGGCGGGGGUGAAGGCUCUGUUGGACCGCCUAGGCGUUAUGGACAACGUCAGUCAAAGGAACGGGACUCCGCCCACCAAUGACGUCACUGCCAAGUAUGACGUGUUGGAUGUGGGAGCUGGAACCGGGAAAUGUACUCGUGUCAUCAAGGACGUACUGGGAGAGGACGCACGGAUCGUAGCCCUGGACCCCGUGGCUGGGAUGAUCCGGCAGCUGAAGGCCGCGGUCCCCGGGGUGGACGCAUUUGUCGGUCCGUGCGAGGCCAUACCGCUUCCCGACAACUCCGUCAAGGCCGUUGUGUCCUCGCAGAGUUUCCAUUUCUACGCGAACGAGGCCGCUCUGCGCGAGAUUCACCGGGUCCUCAUUCCGGGUGGCAAGUUUGGAAUCAACUUCACGGCCGAUGAUGAGAAAUCUCCGCUCGUGCACGGCGUUUACGAGCUCAUUCGGAAGUACAUGUACCCGGAGUGUCCCGAGUACUAUCUCAACCCACUCCUGGAUACCAGCUGGAAGGACUGCUUCGAUGCGGCGCCGCUCUUCACCCCACUGCAAGAGCACAUCUUCCCCUGGGAGAACCAACAGACUCUGCCUGACGCCGAGUCUGUGGUGAAACUCUUCAUGACGUACAGCGCCAUCGCUCGUGAGCCCGACGUCAGGAAAGAGUGUGCGGAGCAAAUGGUCAAGCUGCUCACCACCGACCCAGCCAUCAAACAGGCGAAUGGCACUGCGCUGGAGAUACCGCGCCUGAGCGCCCUCUACUGGUGCACCAAGAAUGUGCAGUGAGUCGCGCUCUACCCCAGCCCAACAAAAGAGCCGUUCGUUGAAGUCUGCUUUCAGAGCCGUUUAAUACAUCUUGCUCUUUGCGAUGUCAACAAAUUCCAUCUUGUUUGCAAUGAAAUAAACAUCAUGGUCAUCGCU